AUGAAGACCCUGAAAGCCAGGUUCAAGAAGGGCGACAGCCAAGACUGGAACAAGAAUGACGAGAAGCUGCUGCAGGCGGUGGAGAUGAACGAUGCGGACCGGGUCUCCUCUCUCCUGCUCCGGAAGAGCUUGGUGCCCACCAAGCUGGACAUGGAGGGGAAAUCAGCGUUUCACCUUUGUGCCACGAAGGGAAACGUGGGCUGCUUGGAGGUGAUGCUGGCCCACGGGGCGGACGCUCUGACCACCGACGGUUCAGGUCACACCGCAUUGCAUCUCUCGGCAAAACACGGCCAUCCCCAGUGUGUCAGCAAGUUGUUGCAGUCUUCCUGCCCUGUUGAUGUAGCCGAUAGCCAGGGAAGGACAGCACUCCACCAUGCAGCCAUCCAUGGGUCUAUCUCUUGUUUGGAAAUUCUUUGUGACUUCAAGGCUUCCUUGAACACCAAGGACCAGGAUGGGGUGACCCCUCUCAUGCUGGCCGCCAGGAUGAACCACCCGGAGCUCUGCCACUACUUACUACACCGCGGAGCUGCCGUUAACGCCAGAGACCAGAAAGGCCGAACAGCCCUGAUGGUGGCGUGUGAGAAUGGCAGUGUGGAGACAGUUGAGGCGCUCAUCCACGGGGGGGCACGGGUCGGCCUCAUCGAUGCCACGGGCCGCGAUGCCGCGCAUUACGGAGCCGCGAUGGGCAAUGCCCUCAUUCAACAUUAUCUCCAAGAGGCUGCCCAACGCCACUCUUGGGCCAGCGAGGAAGAAUCAGCCAACUUGUCUUCUCAGUCUCUCUGCAAGGAGAAGAGCAACAGUCCAAGGAAGCGGAAGGCACCCCCGCCCCCCAACAGCAGCCCCAACCAGGAGGAUCGGGAUGCCUAUGAGGAGAUUGCCAAGCUGCGGCAGGAGAGGGCUCACUUCCUCCAAAAGAUCCGGGGAUUGGAGCAGCUCCAGGACAAACAGAAACAGGAAGUGAGUAUCCAAAAUGGCUCUUUGCCUCUUCUGGAGAAGCAGGUGAAGGAUCUUCAACGCCGACUGGCGGAGACGGCAAACGAGAAGGAAAGUCUGAGGAAGGAACUGGAGGUGCUGCGAAGCCGGCUUUCGUUAUGCGAGCUCCUGACCAGCAGCGCCACAGCUGAGCUUCUCUCCAAAAAAAGCUUGAGUGCCUCGACUGAAGAGCUCUUAGCCACCCUGCAGAGCCAGAUCGAGUCCCUGACCCAGAAGAACAAGAAAUUAAUGGAGAAAAUACAGGUGUUGGAGAAGGACGAGAGCGAGGCUGACCCUUCCGAGGAUUUCAUCCCCGUCAUCUUGUAUGACUCGCUCCAAUCCGAAUUCGAGAAGCUGAAAGCACAGCAGCUGGAGACUCAGGAGCUGCUGAAGUCCCUGGAAAGCCAGGGGACCGAUGGAAGCCCGCCUAAAUUCAUCUCGGCGGAGGCUUACGAAGAACGGCUGAAGGACGAUUACGAGAAGCAAAUCGCAGCCCUUAAGGAAGCCUUGGAGAAGAUCAACUGCCCGGGUGAUCCGAUCGGGCUGAACCAAGCGACGGAAAGCGAAGCUGACGUAGAGCCGGAAGGAACAAGCAACGUCAAGAGAGGGAGGAGAGAAGAGACGGAGGAGCUGACGAAGGAACUGAGAGAGACCCAGGAGAAAUAUCAGGCAGCUUUGGCAGAAGUGAAGCUUCUUGAAGACCAGAUUGAGCUGGGCAUCUUGUCCGUAGAGGACAAUGAAGCCGCCGAGAGUUCCAGAAUUGAACUCGAGACGGUGAAGGCUGCUCUGCACCAGACUGGGGAGGAGCUGAAGGAACGAGACCAGAAGGUGAAGGAUUUGGAAGAGCUGCUCAGGGUUCGAGAAGAAAGGGCCCCCCAAAACUGCUCCGCUGAGGCCUGCGAGGAGAUAAAAGCCACCCUUGGUGCCUCCUUGGAUGCGGUGUCCCAGGAGAAAGAGGAUCUUCUCCAGAGAUGUACCUCUGCGGAAACGGAGCUAAGAGAACUGAAGGCCCACCAGGAGGAGACCAGCAAGCUGCGAGAAGAGCUGGAAGCCAUGACUAAGCGACACCAAGAAAUGAAGGCUCAUGUCGAGGAGCUCCGAGAAGGCCGGGAGAAGCUGGAAGAGGAGCUUCAAGCAACCAAGGAGAUCUUGGCCUCUGAGUACGUCCCUAGAGCGGAGCACGAAGACACGGUGGAGAAGCUGAAGGCCGCCUUCUCCGAUGCCGAAGAGAGGCUGCUGGAGAUGAAAGAGAAGUACACCUCCACCCGGACCGAGCUGGCGGAACUUCAGAAGACCACCGAGGUCUACAGGCGAGAGUCGAUGCCCCUGGCCGAGCACGCCCGGGCCAAGGAGGCCUUGGAAGGCACCUUGUGGGAGUUGAAGGCCAAAGCAAAGCUGGUGGAGCAGGAGCUGAGAGCCAAAGCUCGGGAGGCCUCUCAACUCCAGGCGGACCUGGACGAGUUCCAUCGAGGCGCUGUCUCCAAGGAGGCCCACGAGCAGCUGAGGGCCACCUCGCAGGCCGAAAUCGAGGCCCUGAGGGCCAAGCUGAGCGACCUGGGCUGCAAGCACGAGCGGACCUGCACCGAAGUCUUCCAGGUGCAGCGGGAGGCCCUCUUCAUGAAGAGCGAGAAGCAGGCCGCCGAGGCCCAGCUAGCCAGCGCCGAGAAGCAGCUGCAGAGCCUGCGGGCCGAGUCCGAACAUCUCCAGGAGCUACACAACCACAUCGAGGACUCGGCCAAGCUGCUCAAAGAGAAAGACCAGAAGAUCACAGAGCUCUCCAAAGAGGUCUUCAAACUGAAAGAAGCUCUGAAGGAUCUUUCCGAGUUUUCUAGUGGUGCUUCUCCUAAAGGGAUCUUCUCACCAAAGGCAGACAGUGAUCUGGACGUAGCUACCUUCCAGAGCAGAAUUAAAGAUCUGGAGCAACAAUUGGUUGAAUCUGAGCGACGCCAUAGCAAUAUCAUCUCUUUAUACAGAGGACACCUUCUCUACGCUAUCCAGGGCAACAUGGAUGAAGACGUGCAAAAAAUCCUCUUCCAGAUUUUGAAGAUGCAAAGGCUCCAGGAACAAGGCAGAUGA
This is a messenger RNA of Protobothrops mucrosquamatus (brown spotted pit viper), 3048 nucleotides long. It is a transcript of the gene ANKRD24, whose product is annotated as ankyrin repeat domain 24. The transcript is spliced from 20 exons. Gene Ontology annotation, molecular function: actin binding. The record is from RefSeq and is a predicted model, not a curated record. Lineage: Eukaryota; Metazoa; Chordata; Lepidosauria; Squamata; Viperidae. Bases 1 to 3048 code for a protein of 1015 amino acids.